Molecule: messenger RNA, 774 nt
Organism: Cladocopium goreaui
Lineage: Eukaryota; Dinophyceae; Suessiales; Symbiodiniaceae
Source: the annotation of a GenBank genome assembly
AUGACUCCCAACAACCAUCUCACUGGAAUGAUCGCAGCAUAUGUCGAUGACUUGCUGAUGUCAGGGGACGGUGGUGCUGAAGCUUCUCUUUUCCAACUUGGACAACGUUUGGGCUUUUUGGAACGACCGAACGGGAUUGUUUGGUGUGGAAAACAGUUUACACGAAAUGCCCGGCCUGGGGAGGUGACAAUUGACAUGUGUACCUACCGCAAGAACCUCAAGCAGCGGGUGAUCUCCAGGGAGAGGAAGCACAAUCCCUCUAGCUUGCUUGGACCACAGAAACUCCGACAACUUCGAGGGGUAUACUGGGAUCUCUGCACUGCUGGGGAGAAUCCUCCGACGGUGAGUACCUUGAUCCGAACAAACAAGGUGAUCAAAGAAUCGCAGGCGACACAAGACUUCAUGCUCCACUACUGCCACAGUCUCGAAGUCAAUCGCCCAGAAGUGAUGGCAGUCACCGACUCUGCACUUGGAAACGAUAACAGCCAAGGGCCAACAGAGGUGGACAAGAUGUUGAAGGAGAUGAUGGAUGAACGACCUGGGAUUUUCAAUGUGCCUGAUUUUCAAAGCCAUCGUCUGCAACGGGUGUGUCGCUCAUCCUUUGCGUCCGAAACACUUGCAGCAGAAGCAGGUUUGGAUGCAGCCGAGCUAUGUCGUGGUUGCAUUGCGGAGAUGCGUGGAGUUUCCAUGACGGACAAGCACGCCUUCUACAACGUGUGCAUCGUGCUGCUGAUGGGUGUGACCGAAGCCAAAUUGGUGCAUACGGCCGGGUGA